Messenger RNA from Ricinus communis (castor bean), 2025 nucleotides. RefSeq lists its product as uncharacterized. Lineage: Eukaryota; Viridiplantae; Streptophyta; Magnoliopsida; Malpighiales; Euphorbiaceae. The record is from RefSeq and is a predicted model, not a curated record. The coding region runs from base 370 to 1659 and encodes 429 amino acids. Gene Ontology annotation, cellular component: nucleus. Gene Ontology annotation, molecular function: transcription cis-regulatory region binding. The transcript has a single exon.
GUCUCCGUCUCGGUCCUGAGUGCGCGCGUAGAAGUUAGUAGUGGAGUGGAGGUGGUGGUUAUUUACUUAUUAAGCGUGAGUGAGUGGUGUCGGAGUUGUUGCAUAAAUUGGUUGUCACAUAGUGAGCAACAUCACCACUCCACCACCCACCCUUCCCACGCUACCAUCUCUUUCUCUCUCUUUCUCUUUCUAUCUCAUAACUACUUCCCACCCACUUUCUAUCCAUUACCCAACUAUGAUACCCACCGCCACCGCCAUCCCCACCCCCACCACCACUACCAUAUAUCCUUUUUCCAUCCUUCUCCUUCUACUACCACCACUACUCAUCUUCUUUACAUUAUUUUCACAAGCUUACCCUUUUGUUCCACGAUGUCUACUCCUCCCGCUCGCCCGCCAUGCUGGACCCAAGAAGAAACUCUCGCUCUAAUCGAAGCUUACCGCGACAAAUGGUUCUCUGUCAACCGUGGUAACUUGCGUGCUGCUGAUUGGGAUGCUGUUUCUGCUGCUGUGAGUCAAUCAUCUGUUACUCACAAGUCUUCCUUGCAGUGUAGGCAUAAGAUUGAGAAAUUAAGGAAACGCUACCGCAUCGAGAAAAAGAGGUGUCUUGAUUAUCCUGGUAGGUUUUUCUCCUCUUGGGAUUUGUUUCCUUUGUUGGAUGCGAUGUCUAUUGCUUCCUCCUCUUAUUCUAAACGCCGUCGUGUUCUUCAAGAUGAUACUGCUAAUGAGAUUGGAGGUAGGUCUCGAAUCAAAACGUUUGGGGAUAGGUAUUUGGUAGCAUCUAAGAACGUUGAUCAGGGUUUUGACCCACAUGUUGAUUUGGGUUUGGAUCAAGAUUUGGCUUUCAGGACUAGGGUUCAUGAUGGGAAUCAUUCUGAUGGUAAUGUUGCUGAUGUGAAUUCUGUUUCUGUUGCAUUUAGGUCUAAGGAUUAUACAAGGGCUGUUAAUGGUAAAUUCAAGGCUGAUAUUGAUUUCUAUUGUAACGAUGAAAGUGGAGUUAUGAAAACAAAAAAUUCACAAGGGCCUGCACCGAAAGCUUAUGGCAAGAUCAGUGGAAAUAUUGUUGAAAACGUUGAUGGCUAUCUUGGGUUUCCUUUAAAAACCUUAGGUGAUGUGCCUACAGGAUUUAACCCAAAAAUUUAUACAAAGACUGAUGAUAGGAAGUCCAAUUCUAAGUUUGAUUAUGAUGUGAACUGUACAAGUGAUAAAAGAGAUACGUUUGAAGAAAGUAAUGGUUUGCUAUCGCCACCUCCAGGUUUUAGACAAAAGAACCCUUGCAGGAUUGGUGGAAGCUCUAAGCCUGAUGGUAAUUCUGAAGUUGUAAAUGGAAAUGGUAAUGUCGAGAAGAGUGACACUGAUAAUACUAGUGCCAAGAGAGUCAUGGACCCAAUUGCAGAGCUACUGUCAGCAUUUAGGCUGUCUGCUAAAAGUUUUGUCAAAGUAGAGAAAAUGAAGAUGGAAAUGGCAAUCGACAUUGAGAAAAUUAGGAUGGAGACGAUGUUAAAGCAUAACCAGAUGAUACUCGAGUCGCAACAACAGAUUAUUGACGCAUUUGCAAAAGCAGCAUUAGAAAAAAAGAAGAGGAGAAAGAGAAAAGAAAUGGAGGUGUUAUCACCUUAUCAAGACAUAGAUGGAGGGACUCAAGUUGCAGCCAUAGACUGAAAGCAUUGGCAACAGUGAUAAUUGCUAAACUUGCAGCAAUAGACUCUGAAAGCAUUGAAAAAAAAGGUAUUGCUAAAGAAUAAUAUUGAGAUGGUUUCACUUGAAUCUUGAUUGUCGGAAUGAACAGGAGGUUUGAUUGUGGCCCUUUUUUGGAUGUUUAAUGAGUAAUGCUGUACAUUACAAAUUAACAAAUCAUACAAAGAGACUUGCCAUUCCAUUCCAUAUAGCAAUAAAAUGGUCUACAUGUAGAUGUCUCUUUUUCUAUUGUAAAUAGCAACAACUCUACCACUUGAUUUUAUUUUUAAAUUUAUUUCUCGGUGUAUUUUAGAACCUUGAUAAUAAUGAUUAAGCUGGUUAGUUCAACUA